GACGCGCUCCAGGCGAUGGCCGGGGAGCCCCGGAGGCGUCGGCGGGAUACAAAGGAGCGGCGAGAGCGGAAUAUAAAUUAAUAAAUACAGCGCCCAAGCCGGAGAGCUCCCGAUCGCCAAUCCGCCUGCAGCAAGUUUGUUCAACUCUAAAGGCUGUAACCAGAGCCAGGGAAAGGGGGUGGGGCGGUGAGGCCCCCGCUCCCUGAGACUGGAAAAGAGAGGAACAAAUGAAUAGCAGUAGACAAGAUGGAGUCAUCAGAUUUCAGCCAGAAUCUUUGCAUGAUGAGUGAUGGGCCUGAAAAUUUCGCUCCAGGUUUGGAAGUCUGCAGUGGAAGAGGGAAGGAGCUACGGUCAGCUGCUUCUCCUCUUCUCAAUACUCCAUCUCCCUCAUCAGUUGCUGCUUUCGGCUUUUUCAAAGGUGCAAGAGGGAAGGAGAAAAGUUGAGGGGAUCCAGAAAGCAAUCAUGGACCUUAUAGAUGAGUUUAAAGAUGAAUUCCCCACCAUCCUAAGAUUAUCACAAUCUAAUCAGAAAAAAGAACCCAUGCAAAAAACAUCCAAAAUCAGAAUGGCUGUUGCUCUAGCCAAGAUCAACCGGGGGACAUUAAUUCAAGGAUUAAACAGCAUAUCCAAAUCCUCCAAAUCAGUGGCCAGACUUCUACAACCUCAGCUUGUUUGUAGACUUUUAGAAUUAAGGGACAUAUCUCAUCGUCUGCUGAGAGAAGUUAAUGCGCCAAAGCAACCCCUGUAUAACAUGCAGGCCAGAAAGGGUUCUUUGUUUGAAAUUAUUUCCUUUCCAGCAAAGACUGCUUUAACUAGCAUAAUAUGUGCUUCAUAUGCAGCACUCAUUUAUUUGACAGUCUGUGUUAAUGCUGUAUUGGAGAAGGUAAAGAAAAUUUUCCAAGAAGAAGAAUCCAUAAGGCAAAACAGAGAGGAGAGUGAAAAUAUCAGAAAAGCCUUUUCUGAACCUGUUCUUUCUGAGCCUAUGUUUCCUGAAGGUGAAAUCAAAGCAAAACCUUACAGGUCAUUACCGGAGAAGCCAGACAGUAUUUCCAAUCGCCCCAAACUUCCUACUAAGUUGAGUAAUAAGAUCCAGGUUUUACAUUCUGUAUUUGACCAGUCAACUGAAAUGAAUGAAUGAACAAAUAUGAACACAAAUAUCUUAAUAGAGCCUAAGAGUUAUCUGACAUUUCAUCUGACGAAACUAGUAAAUUAAUUUUCAUACACUGACUGCUCUACUUUAAAAAAAAGGGGGGGGGUGAGGAAUUACUAAUAAAAUGUCAUUCUUAAGUAUAUGGUAAAGAAAAUGAAAUGAAUCUUGAUUUAGAAUAUAUGUAUAACUAACUAUAUAUUUUGUAAUGAACAAGAAAAUGUACCAUUUUGGUGGGUUAGAUUUUAUGCUGUGGUUUAUAAUAUGGGUAUAUUUAUAAUAUAUUUAUGUUUUUAUUAAAGAUUUGUUUCAAGUA
This is a messenger RNA of Pteropus alecto (black flying fox), 1463 nucleotides long. RefSeq names its product spermatogenesis associated 9 (gene SPATA9). The record is from RefSeq and is a predicted model, not a curated record. The coding region runs from base 290 to 1138 and encodes 282 amino acids. NCBI's taxonomy places the organism in Eukaryota, Metazoa, Chordata, Mammalia, Chiroptera, Pteropodidae. The transcript is spliced from 7 exons.